Molecule: messenger RNA, 129 nt
Organism: Arabidopsis thaliana (thale cress)
Lineage: Eukaryota; Viridiplantae; Streptophyta; Magnoliopsida; Brassicales; Brassicaceae
Exons: 1
Coding region: 1-129 (42 amino acids)
Source: RefSeq, marked reviewed
AUGAUAGGGAGUGAAUGUGCUUACGCAAGGCGUGAACGUGUCUCAUAUGCAUAUAUGUAUAGGGUGAACACGGGCACAGAGAGUGAACGUAGAGAGGAAAACACAAAAAUAACAAUAAACAAUCGCUAG